Messenger RNA from Gastrolobium bilobum, 1144 nucleotides. Its product is annotated as nudix hydrolase 18, mitochondrial-like. The transcript has 5 exons. The record is from RefSeq and is a predicted model, not a curated record. Lineage: Eukaryota; Viridiplantae; Streptophyta; Magnoliopsida; Fabales; Fabaceae. The coding region runs from base 87 to 677 and encodes 196 amino acids. Gene Ontology annotation, cellular component: nucleus; cytoplasm. Gene Ontology annotation, molecular function: pyrophosphatase activity.
CUUCUUAUCAUUUAUGUCUGUUGUUUUCUUCUGAUUUUCUUCUCUCCUUCCUUUAAUAUCUCUGCAAGAACAACAAGAAGUGCGUGAUGGGUCUCUUGCUUUCUAGGAAUUUGGCUUGCAAAUUCAUAUACCCUUUUCUUUUCUACAAGAAAGUUUCUAAGGAUUUGUUUCCCAUUCAAUUGGAGAACAUGAUGUGCCUAGUGUCCCCUCGCACCGGCAGGCAUUUGCAACGCUAUGAUGACAAAGGGUGUCGCCAAGUUGUGGGAUGCAUACCUUACAGAUACAAGAGCAAUGGAACGCAGGAAAAGGAAUUAGAGGUUCUUGUGAUUAGUGCUCAGAAGGGUCAUGGAAUGCAGUUCCCAAAGGGAGGUUGGGAAACUGAUGAAUCCAUGGAGCAGGCUGCUUUAAGAGAGACUAUAGAGGAAGCUGGGGUUGUUGGCAGUGUUGAAAGUAAAUUGGGUAAUAAAUGGUAUUAUAAGAGCAAACGCCAACCCACAAUUCAUGAGGCAUAUAUGUUCCCUUUGCUUGUUAGUAAGGAGUUGGAUAAUUGGCCAGAGAUGAACACCAGAAAGCGAAGAUGGUUGACUGUGGCUGAAGCAAAAGAAAUAUGCCCCUAUGCUUGGAUGAAGGAAGCUUUAGAUGAAUUGGUUAAUAGACAAACUCAACUUGCAGCCUAAAGGGAUGGAGAUAUAAUUAGGUUGUAUAUUUUAGACAUUCUCUUGCUUUUGGAAUCUACGAAGUGGUAGAACUGAAGCACUCAAAAGAUAUUAGGAUAGAGAAAUUGAGAUUCACUGAAAAUCGAAGUCAUGAACUGGGAAACUUCUGUUCAUGAUGUUUGCAAUUUGUCCCUUGCUUUUGUUCCUGUGUUCUGAUUUGCUAGAGUUGGUGCAGCCAAAAAGUACAACAGCAGAUUAUGAAUUUGUAGAAUGUUGUUGAGAUCUGUCGGUAGGAGUAAGCUGUAGAUGUACAGAAAUUCAGUUCAUUUUUUCAUUCAUUGGAUUCUUUUGUAACCGUAUCUGAUAAACUAUGUGUAGCAUACUUACUUUUGGUAUCUAUUUCUGUCACCUAGAUCAGUACAAGAGCUCUUUUGUUUAGAAUUUAUACAACUCCAUGAAUCAUACCACCACCACCAAAUAAACGUAUC